GACAAGAUUGAAAAGUGCAAUGGACGGGUAAACUUUUUGCCAUUGUUUUUUAAAAUACAUAUUAAUUUAAUUAUUAUUUUUGGCUACUAGUUUAUUAGAUUUCAAAAAAUACCAGUAUAAUACGUUAAAUUACCUAUAGUAAUUCACGUGGUAAGUAACAUACUUUCUGAUAGUGACCAGACUAGUGAUUGUGUGUGAUGUUUAAGGAUUUUGUUGUGCCAAAAUGGAAUUGUCAUCGGGUAGUCCAAAUUCGCAAGAAUAUUUAAAAUUCACCAAAGGUCGACGUAGUUCCAACUCUUCGUAUUCUUCUUACUUGUCCGAAGGAGACAUUGAUACCAUAGAUAUUAAUAGUAUACACUUUGACAAUGAUGAAUGUUGGUUGUGUGCUUCCAAUAAUGAAGACCCGAUUUUAGACCUAGAUCAAUGGUUACAUAAAGAUUUGGACCCCAGUUACAACCCUCUUGCCAAUAUCAACUCACAUAUCAGCCUGCAGAAAAAUGUUGACUCCAGGACGUUCACGCGUCCAAAGAAACGAUUUACCCGUCCAUCAAUAGAAAGAUACAAUGAAGAAAUGUAUGGUGGCAGUAGUGAAACAAUUACCUUGCAACCGAGUUCGAGAAGUUUCAUUAUAGAAGAAAACCCCGAGCCUGAUACUACGCUGACAGAAAACAGUGUGAAUUUCGACCUUUCACAGCCUUCUAGUAGUUACUAUUUUGAAAAGAUUGUAGCAGACUGUGGCGAUAUUGAUUCUUUUCAAAAUAUGUCUCCGCCAAGUCUAGUCAAUUCCAUGUGUUCCUCUACGUUUGCGAAUCUUAUGGAGAACAGUUUCAUCAAAAACGAUCCUAUUUUAAGGGAAAUCAGGGAUACCGAUUAUUCUGAGACGGUUUUACUACAAGAUUGUGAAGCUCCCAUGUUUCAGUCUUUCACUGAAAGUUGCAGCAGCAUAAAUUCCGAUACCCCCGAAAAUUUUUUGAAGAAAGUGUCUUUUAACGGAACCUUUAAAAGAAAUACGAGUAAAGAUGAGAUUAAUAAGCUUAGAAGUUUGAAUGCCACAUUCGAUGCUUUUGAACCAGAAAAGGAAUUAGACAAGACGUUGAAGAAGGAUUCGGAAAACUCAUCUCCUCGUAACGACCAUACUUGGGUAAACCCGAAUGGCACAUAUCGUCGAACGCCCAAACAUAACGGCACAUUCAAAAAGUCUGAUUUGAAAAAAAGUCACAACAUUCUCAAUGCUACGUACGAUACAGAUCCGCCGAAAAAUAAUAUUAAUACAACACAUACGCUUAUAAAAGACUACAACGGCCUAGAAGAUUUGAAGAAAGAUCUGUCUGAUCCGAUAGAAAUACAUACAGAUCUAAAUAGGUUAAGUUAUUGUCUCGAAAACGAAGACGAGAAAUUAGACGCGACGUAUAACGACGUCAACCGGACGUCGAACAGUUUAAAGACUUCCACGCUAAGUGGCUCUGCAGGUUCAGCUGACAGUCUUGACAGGUUAAGUAGUAUGUCGAGUAGCAGCCGAGGCUCCAAUAAAAUGCUCAACAUGGCCGACGUGGACGCCAUCGUCGAAAUGCAGGAGAGAAGUCUCCAACAAGUUAUGUCGACGCCGAAAGUAGCCACAGCCAACAAGCGUCUAUGGGACAACAACUUCAUAUCGCCAAUAAUUGCCGAACCCACGUCAGACUCCGACCUCUCAUCCAACGACGACUACAAAAGUGUCCGUUCCAGCGUAUCAUCAAAAACAUCUCUGGACCAGUACGUUCCCAAGCAACCGAAAAGUCUGGGGUACCUACACGGUCCGACCGAAAUCAAGAUCAAAACCAAUCAAAAAUCAACAUACACAUCAGCCGCGCCCAAACCAGUACCCGUAGUUAGGCCUAACCCCAAAACGAAUUCCUAUUCCAACCUCAAACCCAUGAAUUCUAAUUUGCCAGGUAGUUACUCAAAUAUUUAUAAAAUGAGUAAUGCUAAAACUCAGUCCGUUAACGCGGCUUCCAAUUUGAAAACUAUGGGAUCGAAAUUAAAAGGCUCGUAUACGAGUCUGAGGCCUAUGAGUUCGAACUUACCAGUUGCUCCUCCUUUAAUAAGCUCCAACACAACGAUGACGUUAGCGAAAAGCAACAGUGUGCCACACAGCGUAGAUUCCGCCACAAGGAUAGUUGAAGUACAACCAAUACAAAGGGAAAAGAUCGCCAUAGGUGACAAUUUGUUCGUUAAACCCCAACCAGUAAAGGCUAGUGGCUUACCUCGUCCUACGGGAAUCCCCAGGCCUGCUUCUAGAAUACCCGCCCCCCGUAGUAGUAAUGUAAGGCCAAAUUCUUGGAGUUCUGCGGAUUCCUUAAGUGAAACAUGAAAAUUAAUCAAGUAACAAGUAUAUAGUUGCUGUUUGUGCCUUAUAUUUGUAUCCGAGCUUUUUAAUAUAAGUAUUGUAAAGCAUAUCUCCUAGCGUAUUGUUUUUCUUUAAUUUUGUUAAAUAUACGAUUAAUAUAUUUAUUG
Diabrotica balteata is the source of this 2493-nucleotide messenger RNA. The record is from the annotation of a GenBank genome assembly. Lineage: Eukaryota; Metazoa; Arthropoda; Insecta; Coleoptera; Chrysomelidae.